AUGUCAUCAGAGUCACAGAGAAAAUCAACAAAUUCAUCACAAAAUAACACGAACAUUAACACGACAUUAAUCCCGUCUCCUCCAAGUUCACCAGUUUUGCAUUCUUCAUCAGCACCACCAACUUUAUUUGAAUCCUUUAAGAUAAUAUUCCUCUCUUCAUGGAUAAAUGUACUUUUAAUUUUUGUACCUCUUGGAUACAUAGCAUUUGGAUUAAAAUGGAGUAACACUUCGGUUUUCGUUAUAAAUUUUUUGGCUAUAAUUCCGCUAGCUAAAUUACUUGGAUUUGCAACUGAAGAUAUUAGUUUGAGAGUUGGUCAGACUAUUGGUGGCUUGUUAAAUGCUACCUUCGGUAACGCAGUAGAAUUAAUUGUUUCCAUAAUAGCACUUAAAGAAGGACAAAUACGUGUAGUUCAAGCUUCAAUUCUUGGAUCAAUUAUUUCAAAUUUAUUAUUAGUGUUAGGAAUGUGUUUUGUUGCGGGAGGAUUUUAUCAUAAAGAACAAAAAUUUAAUAUGACUGCAGCGCAAACGAGUUCAAGUUUAAUGGCUUUGGCAUGUAUUGGUUUAAUUAUUCCUGCAGCUUUUAUUUCUUCUGUUGAAACUCCAGAAAUCGUUCAAACUGGUAGUGAUCAUACAAGUGAACUUUUAAAUUUAUCCCAUGGAACGGCAAUUGUUUUGUUGAUAAUUUACAUUCUUUAUCUUUUAUUCCAAUUGAAAACUCAUACGCAUUUAUACCAAGACGAAGGAGUAAUCGAAGAUGAUGAACAACCACAAUUAACUCUUAUUGUAUCGUUUUUGUUAUUGGCUGCUGUAACUGUUGCUGUAGCAUUUUCUGCUGAAUACUUAGUUGGUUCAAUCGAAGGAAUUGUUGAAACUUCUGGGUUAAGUAAAACCUUUGUUGGUUUGAUUUUAUUGCCCAUCGUUGGUAACGCUGCCGAGCACGUAACCGCUGUUACCGUUGCAAUGAAAAAUAAAAUGGAUCUUGCCAUCAAUGUAGCCGCCGGCAGUUCUAUGCAAAUCGCGCUUUUCGUUUCACCAUUACUCGUUAUACUCGGAUGGAUAAUAGGGCAACAAAUGACAUUGUUUUUCCGAACAUUCGAAACUAUUGUAUUGUUCAUUUCAGUUUUGAUCACAAAUUAUCUCAUUCAGGAUGGCGAAUCAAAUUGGUUAGAAGGUGCUAUGUUGCUGGCAACAUAUGUUAUUAUUGCCUUAGCUUUCUUCUUUUAUCCCAAUCAUAAUGAAUAA
Molecule: messenger RNA, 1242 nt
Organism: Rhizophagus irregularis DAOM 181602=DAOM 197198
Lineage: Eukaryota; Fungi; Glomeromycota; Glomeromycetes; Glomerales; Glomeraceae
Biological process (GO): intracellular calcium ion homeostasis; calcium ion transmembrane transport
Cellular component (GO): fungal-type vacuole membrane
Molecular function (GO): calcium:proton antiporter activity
Source: RefSeq, a predicted model, not a curated record